AUGAGUUUUGGGAUGGGAAGGAGGGUCGGGCGGGAGAGGGUGACCGGGAACUUCGGGUAUCCGGCGGCUGGCCCAGUCGGGAGCGGGGACGGCGAGCUAGCCGAGGACGAGGUCUGGUCGAUAAUUGACGAGACGGCGGCUUUCAAGGAGGAAAAGAAGCGGAUGAACGCCGUCGCCGGAGGCGGCGGCACCAGCAGUGGGCGCAACCGUCGGUGGCCGAUCGCCUCCUCCGAUGGGCACCGCCAGGUUGGCGGGCUGUCACUGGCAUUUCAGGAGGCAGUCGCCGGCGGAGGGAACCCCUCGACGGCCGCGAUGAUCAUCCAGCAGUUCCGGCAGGUGGAAGAUGGGCCAGCCGGCGCGGCGCGCCACUCGGCUCCAGUUAACGUGCCGGACUGGUCCAAGAUCCUGCGCGACCCCUCGCCGGGGUCGCUGGCGGAGAACGAGGUGUCGCCGCUGGAGGAGGAGCGGGAGUGGGUCCCGCCGCACGAGUACCUGGCGCGGGAGAGCGCGAGGCAGCGCGGCUCGGCGACCUCCGUCUUGGAGGGGGCCGGCCGCACUCUCAAGGGUCGUGACAUGAGCCGGGUCCGGAAUGCGGUCUGGAGCCAGACCGGCUUCUUCGGCUGA
Molecule: messenger RNA, 624 nt
Organism: Nymphaea colorata (pocket water lily)
Lineage: Eukaryota; Viridiplantae; Streptophyta; Magnoliopsida; Nymphaeales; Nymphaeaceae
Exons: 1
Coding region: 1-624 (207 amino acids)
Source: RefSeq, a predicted model, not a curated record